This is a messenger RNA of Pan troglodytes (chimpanzee), 471 nucleotides long. RefSeq names its product large ribosomal subunit protein eL29-like. Lineage: Eukaryota; Metazoa; Chordata; Mammalia; Primates; Hominidae. The record is from RefSeq and is a predicted model, not a curated record. Gene Ontology annotation, cellular component: ribosome; cytosolic large ribosomal subunit. The transcript has 3 exons. Gene Ontology annotation, molecular function: structural constituent of ribosome. Gene Ontology annotation, biological process: cytoplasmic translation.
AUGGCCAAGUCCAAGAACCACACUGCAGACAACCAGUCCCAAAAACAGCACAGAAAUGGCAUCAAAAAAAAAAACAAAUUCUGAUCGCAAAGAUAUGAAUCUCUUUAGGGGGUGGACCCUAAGUUCCUGAGGAACAUGCGCUUUGCCAAGAAGCACAACAAAAAGAGCCUGAAGAAGAUGCAGGCCAACAAUGCCAAGGCCAUGGGUGCACGUGCCGAGGCUAUCAAGGCCCUGGCAAAGCCCGAGGAGGCUAAGCCCAAGAUCCCAAAGGGCAUCAGCCACAAGCUUGAUCGACCUGCCUGCAUCACCCACUCCAAGCUUGGGAAGCUCCAUCGUGCUGGCACUGCCAAGCGUCUCAGCCUCUGUCGGCCAAAGGCCAAGGCCAAGGAUCAAACCAAGGCUUGGGGUCCAGCUUCACUUCCAGCUCAGGCUCCCGAAGGCACCCAGGCCCUGACAAAGGCUUCACAGUAG